AUGGGUUUUCCGACGAGAUGCAGCCGGAUUCUUCUCUGUCUUCUGCUUUGCGUCUGCUGUUCGGCAUUUUCUGCGCAAUCACUACACAAUCACAUUCUGCUGGCAGAAAACACUGUCGUGCUUUCGUUUUUGACCGAUGAACCAGCAGCGUCUUGA
This is a messenger RNA of Babesia bigemina, 156 nucleotides long. RefSeq lists its product as hypothetical. The transcript has 2 exons. Bases 1 to 156 code for a protein of 51 amino acids. The record is from RefSeq and is a predicted model, not a curated record. NCBI's taxonomy places the organism in Eukaryota, Apicomplexa, Aconoidasida, Piroplasmida, Babesiidae.